Ceratitis capitata (Mediterranean fruit fly) is the source of this 1305-nucleotide messenger RNA. RefSeq lists its product as uncharacterized. The coding region runs from base 193 to 1221 and encodes 342 amino acids. The record is from RefSeq and is a predicted model, not a curated record. Gene Ontology annotation, biological process: cell surface receptor signaling pathway via JAK-STAT; embryonic development via the syncytial blastoderm. The transcript is spliced from 4 exons. Lineage: Eukaryota; Metazoa; Arthropoda; Insecta; Diptera; Tephritidae.
UCAAAGGCGUAAACUACUCCUGUUAGCAGAGGUGUUAAAAUCAAUUAAUCAAUCGAAAGUGAUUGAAAGAGCGUAAUUGUACGUUAGAAAUAAUAGCCAAAGUUUGAGGAAGUAGGAAUUUGUGCUACAAUUUUUUAUUACUGGAAGAAAAAAUUAAUUUUUUACAUUUAUAAACAAUUACCUGUAAUUACUAUGGAGAUGAAAAGUGUUGACUAUUACUACCAUGUGGAAUAUGUGGGCGGGUCCACUAAAGCGCAUCCACCAGUACGUGGCCUCAACAAAACAAUGAAUAGUGUUUUGGGUUAUUCACUAUUCGUCAUAAUCAUCUUCAUAACUGUCAUCCACAUGCCACAACAAAGCACUGCUGCAGCUUUGACGAAAAAUGCCGCUACUGAGUUCGACUCACCAGAAUCAGUUGAGGAUGCAUUGAAUAUGUUGCACGAGUUGUCUCGAUUCAUACAUGGCGAACAUCAAGUUGAUGGCGACGGCGCAAAAGUGCGUCAUGUGUUUAAGCGGCAAAAUAUCAUGCACACAUCAGUUAAAUCUGCUGAUAUACCGGCAUGGCAAAAUGUUUGUAGUCAGGACAAUGUUUGGAGUGGUGAUGAGUUGCCAGAGGAUCUAAGUGAUGAUUAUAUUAAAUUGUAUAUGAGGCAUUUGCGAAAAGUGGUACGACUAGAGUACAAAACUCUUAAAACUAAUGGUUUCGAUGAUAUCGACAUUGAUGAUAUGCAAGCAUGGCGUCGUCAUGAACACAAAUACAAAUUUUUGCCCACAUUGAAGCACAAUGCAACGAUCGCUCCUAUUUGUUGGCAUCAGAGCUUACAAAAAUUCAUCGCUUCCUUUGACUAUCUAUACCAAAUCCAACAGCAAUGGGAUCACCAACACCAACGUCCACAAAGUGGCAUUACACGCGAGUUGCAUGAGCUCUUGCAAAGUUCCAAGCGUAUUUUAUGCGAAACUGAAACAGCUAUUAACGGCUGCUUCCCACGCAAUCGACGCCAGUUGCUAACCAUUACACGGGAGGAAAUGACUGAGAUCCUUAAUUUUUAUACAACAAGCCAAACCUCUACUGAACUAGGUGUUAAUCAUACCGAUAUGCGAUUUCUGAAAUUCUUUUAUCAGAACUACUUGCUGCGACUUUGGAAAACGUUACCAUGUAAUCCACAUCAAAUUAAACUGGAAUCUACUUGUGUUAACGCAGUUACGUACACGCGGAAUUGAACUUCGAUAUUAAGUAUUCGAAAUUAAGUGAAAAACUAGAAAGAAGAGUUAUUUUCUGAUUUUUUACCAUUCAAGAGCAAAUUU